Acanthosepion pharaonis is the source of this 1131-nucleotide messenger RNA. Lineage: Eukaryota; Metazoa; Mollusca; Cephalopoda; Sepiida; Sepiidae. The record is from the annotation of a GenBank genome assembly.
AUGAUUAUUAAGUCCAAAUCUUCUUUUUUUCUCACUACCUUCUUUCUCGUUCACUAUCUCUCUCUCUCUCUCUCUCUCUCUCUCUCUCUCUCUCUCACACACACACAUGCACACACAAACACAGACACUUUCGACCCCCCCCCCCCACAAUCUCUGUUCGGUGAAAGUAUUGCUCUUUUUCGCUUUAUUUCUCUCUUUCUCUUAUCUUUUUAUUCACUUUUUUUCUUUCGUUCUUUCUUUUUUACUCCUUUCUAUCUAUUUUUUACACUGCCUUUUUCUUUCUAUAUAUUUUCUCCCUCGUGCACGCUUUCUUUGUUUUCUCUUUCUUCCACUCUUUUUCGUUUUUUUCUAUCUUGUUUGCCCUCUCUUUCUUUCUAUACAUAUAUUGUCUCUUUCUCUCUCUCUCUCUCUUUCUCUCUCUGUCUCUCUCUCUCUGUCACACACACAGAGUUUUCUUUCUUUGUUUUUCCCUUCUCUCUUUCUCCCCAUGUCUUUUUAAUUCUAUCUCACACUUUCUUUCUUUCUUUUCUAUCUAUUUCUUUUCUCUCUCUCUCUCUCUCUCUCUCUCUCUCUCUCUCUCUCUCUCUAUCUAUCUAUCUAUCUAUCUGUCUGUCUAUCUCUUCUUAUCUCUCCCUCUCAACAUGUCCUUUUCACUCUCUUUCUCGCAUACGUUUUCUUUUUCUUUUAUAUCUUUCUUUUUACUCUCUCUCUCCCUCUCUCUCUCUCUCUCUCUCUCUCUCUCUCUCCGUAUUUUUUUUCUUUUCUUUCUUUCGUGGAUAUUUUUCUCUCUCCUGUUUUUCUGCUCUCUUUACUGUCUCUAUUUUUCACAUUCUCUGUUCCAUAUAUAUUCAUCUCUCUUUCUCUCUCUCGUUCUAUCUAUCUGUCCUUCUCUUCUCUUCUUUCUCUCUCUCUCUCUCUCUCUCUCUCUCUCUCUCUCUCUCUGCUUCUCUUACUCAAUCAUUCUCUGAUUGCCUUACUCUAUCUCUUUCUGUUUCUCUACUUGUAUGUCUCUUUUUCCUCGGUUUUUCUGUCUGUCUGUGUAUCUCUCUGUCUGUCUGUCUGUCUGUCUGUCUCUCUCUCUCUCUCUCUCUCUCUUGCACUUCGCUUCUCUCUCUCUGUAUUCCUCUGUAA